This is a messenger RNA of Arachis duranensis, 1275 nucleotides long. RefSeq names its product probable indole-3-pyruvate monooxygenase YUCCA3. Bases 4 to 1275 code for a protein of 423 amino acids. Lineage: Eukaryota; Viridiplantae; Streptophyta; Magnoliopsida; Fabales; Fabaceae. Gene Ontology annotation, molecular function: N,N-dimethylaniline monooxygenase activity; flavin adenine dinucleotide binding; NADP binding. The record is from RefSeq and is a predicted model, not a curated record. The transcript is spliced from 3 exons.
AACAUGCCACCAAUGGUCCAAAGUUUCAACCCUGAAGACCUCUUCACACGAAGAUGUGUAUGGGUAAACGGACCAGUAAUAGUUGGGGCCGGUCCUUCAGGCCUGGCAGUCGCAGCAGGUCUGAAGGACCAAGGCGUCCCUUUCAUCAUUCUUGAGAGAGCUAAUUGCAUUGCCUCUCUUUGGCAAAACCGUACCUAUGAUCGCCUCAAGUUACACCUUCCCAAGCAAUUCUGCCAGUUACCGAAUUUACCAUUCCCUGAUGACUUCCCUGAAUAUCCUACAAAAUUUCAGUUCAUUAAGUACCUUGAAUCCUACGCUAACCACUUUAACAUAACCCCACAAUUCAAUGAAACAGUUCAGUCUGCUAAGUAUGAUGAGACCUUCGGAUUGUGGAGGGUUAAGACCAUUAGGAAAAGCCACUCUGGUUCCAGUGAAGUUGAGUACAUUUGCCGGUGGCUUAUUGUUGCCACGGGUGAAAAUGCAGAGAGAGUUGUACCUGAAUUUGAAGGGUUGGAUGAAUUUGGUGGCCAUGUCAUGCAUGCUUGUGAUUACAAAUCCGGGGAGAGUUAUAAAGGACAGAAAGUGCUUGUUGUUGGGUGUGGAAAUUCCGGCAUGGAAGUUUCCCUUGAUCUUUGUAACCACAAUGCAACUCCAUCCAUGGUUGUUCGAAGCUCGGUUCAUGUGUUGCCAAGAGAAGUUUUUGGAAAGUCAACUUUUGAACUUGCAAUAAUGUUGAUGAAACGGCUACCACUAUGGAUGGUUGACAAGAUACUGCUAAUUCUGGCCCAUUUGAUCCUGGGAAACGUCGAAAAGUACGGUCUAAAGCGGCCUUCUGUAGGACCUUUAGAGCUCAAGAACACUGCCGGGAAGACUCCUGUAUUGGACAUUGGAGCACUCAAGAAAAUUAGAUCAGGUCAGAUCAAAGUUGUACCUGGAAUCAAGAGAUUCUGGCAAGGGAAAGUGGAACUCGUGGAUGGCAAGAUUCUAGAAAUUGACUCCGUCGUUCUUGCUACUGGUUAUCGCAGCAAUGUACCAUCAUGGCUUAAGGAAAAUGACAUGUUUUCAGACGAUGGUGUUCCAAAGGACCCAUUUCCAAAUGGGUGGAAAGGCAAGGCUGGUCUUUAUGCCGUUGGGUUCACAAGGAGAGGCCUUUCCGGUGCUUCUUUGGAUGCCAUUAGUGUGUCUCAUGACAUUGCCAAGAGCUGGAAGGAGGAAACUAAACAGAAGAAGAAAACAGCCGCUGCACGCCAUAGGAGAUGCAUGUCACACUUCUAA